This is a messenger RNA of Paramecium octaurelia, 1513 nucleotides long. Lineage: Eukaryota; Ciliophora; Oligohymenophorea; Peniculida; Parameciidae. The record is from the annotation of a GenBank genome assembly.
AAAUAAUAUUAAUUAUGCUGCUUUUGAUAUUUUUAGCAUUAGCAUCCUCAUUAAGAAUUCAAAAAAACUUUGCCAUAUCAAAUAUUGAGAGGACAGUGUCAUUAACUGAUAGAUACGUCAACAUCCAAUCCAAAGUAACUAUCAAAAUAAUUUUAAGAUUACUUUUUAAAAUGAUGGAGUGAUUCCAAUUGAAAAGAUUUAUUAUACAAUCCAUAAUGUAUUGUCAGAUAGACUUUAUCAUGUCAAUAUAGAGGAGUGCAAUGCAAAAAAACUCAUAGAAGACGUGGACGUAAAAUACAAAUAGAAUGCCACAGUCUAUGAAUUCACCUUGAUUAAACCAAUUGAGCCAUCCUCCACUUUAGAAGUAGAAUUAAGUGAACAAUUUUAUAAGAGAUUUAACCCAUUACCAAAAGAAAUUGGAUUAGAGGUAUAAUAAUAAAGAUUAAUAAUUAAGGAUGAACAAUUAGUCUAAUUCAAGGAUUCAGUCUAUUUCUUCACUCCUUAUCCAGUAAAGAAUCAAAUUACUUACUACGACACUCCUAAAAUUAUGUAAAGAUGUAAUGUAAUUAAAGUUCUUACUCACUAAAAUCAGCAAUUCAAAGAAACUAACUUCUAGAAUUUGGGCCUUUCUAGGAUGUUAAGCCUUAUACUACAUAAAUUCACACAAUUCAUUUAGAGAAUAACACUCCAAUGACUAUUUUUACAAAAGCUUCUAAAAUUGUAGAGGUCUCUCAUUGGGGUAAUAUUUUAAUUGAAGAAAAUUAUUCAAUUGAAAAUCAAGGAGCCAAAUUAAAAGGAGAGUUCGGAAGAGUCAGUUUCAAUAAAUACAAUCCAAAUGUAGGCAAGCACUCUUUGAAAUAAUUGUCAGCCUCACUCCCAUAUGAUUCUUGGGGUGUUUAUUACAGAGAUGAAAUUGGAAACAUUUCCACAUCAAAUGCUGCUAAAGGGGUACCUUGUAAUUUUAUGAGCAUCUUAGAAACUAAAUGGAGAAAACUAAGCCUUAGUCUAAUUAAGACCUAGAUUUGCAAUAUUUGGAGGAUGGAGAAGUAACUUUACCUUAGGAUACAAUUUACCAACCAAAAAGUAUUUGAAAGCAAUAUAAAUUAGAUAUUUAGAACAAGAUGGAAACAAUUUUAGACUAACACUAAAUUUCUCCUUCUCUGUAAAGGAGAUAGUAUCUGAUAAAUAUACCUUCUAAAUUUCCUUACCUGAAGGAGCUUAUGAUAUCCAAGUUGAUCUACCUUUGCAAGUGGAAAGGAAUGACACACUAUUGUUUUCUUACUUUGAUACAGUAGGUAGACCAACCAUAAUUUUGAAUAAGGCAACCACAAGUCAAUUUGACAAUAAGCAAAUUAUUGUAAUGUUUAAUUUCUAAGCUAGAUCACUUAUCGACUAUCUGGAGCAUCGAUUUUGAGGGAACCUUUAAUGAUUUUCGGAAGCUUUUUGUUUGCUUUUCUGUCUAUAAUAUAUUUAAGAAGAUUAGAUUUAUAGACAUUAAAAUUAAAAGAGUGAU